AUGGAAACUCUGUGCCCCGCUCCCCGCCUCGCAGUGCCGGCGUCCCCGCGAGGGUCGCCCUGCUCCCCGACACCCCGGAAGCCGCGUCGGGGGACCCAGGAGUUCUCUCCGCUGUGCCUGCGUGCCCUUGCCUUCUGCGCCCUUGCCAAACCUCGGGCGUCUUCUCUGGGCCUGGGGCCUGGGGAGCUGGCGCCGCGGGCCCCGGUGCUGCUGGGCCCUCGCGCCCCCCUGUGCACCGGCGGCUGGGCCGCGGAUGGCCUGAAGCACCUCGCGGGACCAGCCGGGCGGUCCAGCGAUCCGAACGCCCCGACCGGUCAGGAUGCCGACGCCGCAGUGUGCCCGGGCCGUGGCGAGGAGGAAGAGGGCGGAGGCAGUUUCCCGCACUUCGGCUCUCGCUCCGGCUUACCUCCCGGCCGCUGCCCGGCGUCCCUGCGCCCUCGGGAGUCUCCGACCAGCUCCGCCUCGGCUCCGCCUCGGCCCGCCUCAGGUCUCGACUCCCAGCCGGGCCCCGCCGCCAGCCCCCAUCAGGAGCCCAGUUCCCGGCCUCCGCCGCCACCUGCGGGCCUCUCCACCGAGCCCGCGGGUCCCGGGGCCGCGCCCGAGCCGGGCCAGACGGCCGCAGUCGAUGGAAACCCCCCGCAGGCCGCCCCCGAGGCACCAGCCGCUAGCCCCUCGACGGCCAGCGGAGCUCCGGCCGCGCCCGCCGAUCUCCGCCAGGAACAUUUCGAUCGUCUGAUCCGCCGGUCCAAACUUUGGUGUUAUGCGAAGGGCUUUGCUCUCGACACUCCGAGUUUGCGCCGGGGGCCCGAGCGGCCGCCAGCAAAAGGGCCCGCCCGCGGAACCGCCAAGAAACGCCGGCGGCCGCCGCCCCCCCAUCGCAGCGCACAGCCCCGCCGCCCUGCACCGACGCUCCCCACCACGAGCACCUUCAGCCUCCUCGACGCCUUCCCCUGCCCCCCGGCCCUGGUGGUGGGGGAGGACGGAGACUUAGGGCCGGCAUCCUCGCUUCGCCUCCAGGGAGACUCAAAGCCCCCGCCUGCUCACCCGCUGUGGAGGUGGCAGAUAGGGGGUCCUGCUGUCCCUGAGCCCCCAGGCCUCAAAUUCUGGGGGAUCAACUUGGAGGAACUUUGA
Odobenus rosmarus divergens (Pacific walrus) is the source of this 1131-nucleotide messenger RNA. It is a transcript of the gene EPOP, whose product is annotated as chromosome unknown open reading frame, human C17orf96. The record is from RefSeq and is a predicted model, not a curated record. Gene Ontology annotation, biological process: neuron fate commitment. NCBI's taxonomy places the organism in Eukaryota, Metazoa, Chordata, Mammalia, Carnivora, Odobenidae. The coding region runs from base 1 to 1131 and encodes 376 amino acids. The transcript has a single exon.